GGCAGGGCCUGGGUCUGGGGCAGGUCCUGGGGCUGGGGGUGAGGCCUGGGGCAGGGGCCGGGGUCUGGGGGUGCCCCCGACCCCGCGGGGCCCUCAAAGCUCCCGCUUGUUUGCCGGGCGCCCGGGAUACCGGAUGGGCCCCGCCCCGGAGUCCGGAGUCCGGAGUCCGGAGGCGGGAGGAGGGGCGCCCGGCGGCCCGGCCGAGCCCUGGGUGGAGGGGGGGGGCCGCUCUUCCGUCCGCAGGUGCCGCAGGCCCGAGCGCCCCGCCGCGCCCCAUGGGCUCCGACGUGUGGGUCGGCCCCUGGCGGCCGCACCGGCCCCGCGGCCCCAUCGCAGCGCUCUACCGAGGCCCGGGCCCCAAAUACCUGCUGCCCCCGAACACCGGCUACACCCUGCACGACCCGUCGCGGCCCCGCGCCCCGGCCUUCUCCUUCGGCGCGCGCCUCCCCCCGCCGCGGACGUUUUGCGGCCCCGGCCCCGGCCACCUGGUUCCCGCUCGCAUGACCGUGCGCGGCCCCGACGGCAGCCCCGCCUACUCCAUCCACGGCCGCCCGCGCCCCGCGGCGCCCCUCCUCACUCCCGGACCGGGCAGGUACUUCCCCGAGCGAGCUGGGAACGCGACGUACCCCAGUGCGCCUCGGCACAGCAUCGCACCCCGCAACUGGGGCGCCCACGCGGAGCAGCAGACCCCAGACCCCGGGCCCCUGCGCCUACCACGUGGUGAGCCCCGCGAUCUACAAGGCCCGGGCCCCCCAGUUCUCCAUGCUGGCGCGGACCUCGCCCCCCCGGGACAACAGCCUGAAUCCGGGGCCUGCGGCCUACAGCGUGGACCAGCACCGGAAGCCCCGCGGCUGGAGCUUCGGAAUCCGGCACUCGGACUACCUGGCCCGGGUCCUGACCGACGCGGACGACUGACCGGGCGGGCGGGCCCCACACGUUUGCAUAAAGCCUCCCGAGCCUGCAGAACGUGCGCCCCUCUGUUCGCCGCGGGCGCACGGGAGGGGGGGCGGCGCUUGGUCCCCGGGGUCCCGUCCCGCAGCUGGCCUACCCAGCCCCGGAAGGCACGCGUUGCCGUGAUUGGUCGCGCAGUAGGGUCGUCCCGCCCCCGCGGCGGCCAUUGGCCCAGAGCCCCGCCCAUCCGAGCUGCCCCGCCCCCGCCGUCCACUUGCCGCCUUUGGGAUCCGAGAGGGCGACUCCGAGGCAGAGGAGCGGACACGGGAGGGAGGGGCGGGGCCGGGCCAAGCGCUCCUGCCGCAGAGACACCGAGACAGGGCGGCGGCAGGUUCCAGCGGUGUCGCACCCCGCAGGCCCGGGGCGAUGGAGCCACAGGGGCCCCGCCCGGGCGCACCCGCUGACCUCUCGCGGGGAGAGCCAGAGCCCGAGCGACUCCCGGAGCUGAUCCGCCUGAGCUAGGCGGACCUCGGGGCGCCUCUGACCCUGGGGCCCCCACUGUCAGUGACCCCAGGAGAACCCACCACUGUGGGACACCCCCCCCCCGUGUUGGCUACACCCCUGUAUCCCAUGCCCCGGGGCCAUGCCACUGCAAGACCUGGGUCUGCAGAAGACCGUGGCACUGGCCUGGGCCAAGUCUGAACAACAGCUCAGCACUCAGAGCAUUCCACAGGAGCAGUGGGGGACAAGGUCACCCUGGUCCUCCUACCUGUCCUGGCUGCCUGUGGACUGCAAGGUUAGAAGAUGCCUCCUCUCCAGCCCAGAACGCCUGACCCAAAGAGGUCAGCAGCCCACAGGCAGUUUCUAGUUUCAGCCUGGCCUAGACGGAGUCCCCAAAGGCAGACCCCAGGCUUCUGACCCCCAGGAUGGAACUGAAGGUUCCCCCUCCCCAUCAGCCCCCAUCACAGGACCAAGUUGUCCAGCUUCCCUUUCAGUACCCCAGUCAGGACUCCCAAGGGAAGAGCUGGGCAUUCCUCUCCCUUGGUUCCCCAGACUUGUGUCCCUAGGAAUGGGUACUAGCCUCUUCCCCAUCACUCCCCAAACCAAAUGAGGACAGUUUUUUUUCCAUUCCCUCUCCGCCAGCCCUAUAUCUGCUACAACUGCUUAGAACUCCAGCUGAAGUCCUAACCAGGGAAAGUAAGGGGAGAUGUGAAAGUAGAGGAGUAGCUGCGCAGGUGUACUCAGGUACCUACCCAGCAGGUUCCAGGGAUCAACAGAUGUGGUAUGGGCAAUGGGGUGAGGGGGUGCAACCUGGACAAACUGGAGUCCAUUUCUGGAUUCACUGUCAUCUAGAGCCCAGAGCAGGUACAGGUGGGCUGACUGGUCACUGAUCUAGGUGCCUGAUAGUAGUACUGGCUGGAAUCUCUGAAGGAUCACUGAUGGGUCAUUAACCAGGGUCAGAUAUUAAUCAAAGUUAUUUAUGAGUCAUUGAUGGUCACUGAACUUGGAUCAUCAGUGAAACUUUGGAGUCAUUAAUAGAGAUUUGAUCAGAA
Canis lupus familiaris (dog) is the source of this 2444-nucleotide messenger RNA. RefSeq names its product outer dense fiber of sperm tails 3B (gene CIMAP1B). Gene Ontology annotation, cellular component: cytoskeleton. The coding region runs from base 276 to 1355 and encodes 359 amino acids. The record is from RefSeq and is a predicted model, not a curated record. NCBI's taxonomy places the organism in Eukaryota, Metazoa, Chordata, Mammalia, Carnivora, Canidae. The transcript has 5 exons.